AUGACCAAACCUUCCUUUUCUGCCCGUCAACCUGCGCUUAUCACAGGUGGUGAACUUCGCGAUUAUCAAUUAGCCGGUGUAGAAUGGCUCAUCAGCUUGUGGGAAAAUGGUUUGAAUGGUAUUUUGGCUGAUGAAAUGGGUCUUGGCAAAACUUUACAAACUAUAGGUUUCUUGGCGCAUUUGAAAUCUAUGCAAGUAGCUGGCCCUUACUUGAUCGUAGCGCCUCUAUCUACUUUGGCUAAUUGGGUGAAUGAAUUUAGACGAUUUGCACCUUCCAUUAAUGUUCUCCUCUAUCACGGCUCUAAGGAGGAGCGACAGCAUAUGAUUUCUCAUAAGAUGAAGAAAAAGAACGAAAUCUUAUUUGAUUUUCCUGUUAUCGUUACAAGUUUUGAAAUCGUCAUGAAUGAUCGAAAAUAUCUACAGCGCUAUAAUUGGAAAUAUAUUGUUGUUGACGAAGGGCAUCGAUUGAAAAACAUGAACUGCCGCUUAAUUAGGGAAUUGAAAAGUUAUUCAAGUGCAAAUAGACUGUUGCUUACAGGCACACCUCUUCAGAAUAAUCUUGCAGAAUUGUGGAGUUUAUUGAAUUUCCUAUUACCUGAUAUUUUUGAUGAUCUGGAUAUGUUUCAAUCCUGGUUCGAUUUUUCAGAUAUCAAUAAGAAAAGUGGCCAAGAUCGUAUCAUGAAAGAAGAAGAAGAGGACCAAAUUGUGUCUAGCCUACAUACCAUUCUUCGCCCCUUUUUGCUGAGGAGAUUGAAAACUGAUGUUGAGCACUCACUGCCGAAGAAGAAAGAAUACCUUUUGUAUGCCCCCUUAACGCAACCACAGAAGGAUUUGUACGACGCUAUUAUUAACCGUGAUCUGCGUGAUUACCUCAUCAAACGAAAAACAAAGAAACAAGACGCUAGCAAUGGUGAAACUGUUAACGUCAAUGGUACGUCUGGAGAGCGUAAAGUCGAAGGUCGUUACACCAGGGAAUUCAAAAAGCCUAUUAGCUAUAAAGAAAAAUCAGACAGGCAAUUCUUCAAAGAGUUGGAUAAGCAAACAGAAGAGGAUCACAGUAACAGGGAAAAGCAGAUUGCUGAACAGAACCAGCGCGAGGAUAUGACGAAAGCUGUGAGACAGGUCAAUGGCUUACAUUUACAAAACUUGGUAAUGCAACUUCGAAAAGUGUGUAACCAUCCUUUUUUGUUUGAUUGGCCGAUUGAUCCUACUACUAAGGCGCCUGUUAUCAGUGAAGAAUUGGCUGCACAGUCUGGCAAAGUGCUACUUUUGGAUCGUCUUCUAACAGGAUUAUUUGACAGAGGCCACAAAGUAUUGGUUUUCUCUCAAAUGACGAAAAUGUUGGAUAUUUUGGAAGAUUGGGCUGUUACUUUAAAAGGUUGGCCUGUUUGUCGCUUAGAUGGUAGUGUGUCUCAAGAAGAUCGUCGAGCACAAAUUGAAGAAUUCAGUGACCCCAAAAGCAAAAUCAAUCUGUUCUUGCUUUCUACACGUGCCGGUGGUCUCGGUAUUAACUUGACAGCUGCAGAUACCGUUAUCAUUUUCGACAGCGAUUGGAACCCCCAAAUGGAUUUACAAGCUCAAGAUCGUGUUCAUCGUAUUGGACAGAAGAAACCUGUAUUGAUUUAUCGCUUGGUUGCGGCCAAAACUGUUGAAGCAAAGAUACUUGAAAAAGCUACGGCAAAACGUCGCCUGGAAAAAUUGGUCAUCAGCAAAGGCAAAUUCAAAUCCCCUGUAGGCGCGAAAUCCGCACAAGAGAGUACAGUUCGUGAGUUGGCUGAAAUUUUAGCAUCCGAAGACGGUGAACAAGUACAAAUCGUUGCCCAAGGAGAUAAGGUUAUCUCUGAUGAAGACCUUGAAAAGCUGCUAGAUAGAAGUCCGUCGGUAUUUGAGACUAAAAGCACUAGCGUAACUGAUCAAUUUAGAGAAAUUGACUCUGCGGAAAUGCAAGAUUCCAAGAACGAGAUUUUCGCCACACGUACAUAG
Molecule: messenger RNA, 1983 nt
Organism: Mycotypha africana
Lineage: Eukaryota; Fungi; Mucoromycota; Mucoromycetes; Mucorales; Mycotyphaceae
Product: SNF2 family N-terminal domain-containing protein
Exons: 3
Coding region: 1-1983 (660 amino acids)
Biological process (GO): DNA methylation-dependent constitutive heterochromatin formation; lymphocyte proliferation; pericentric heterochromatin formation
Cellular component (GO): nucleus; pericentric heterochromatin
Molecular function (GO): chromatin binding; ATP-dependent chromatin remodeler activity; ATP binding
Source: RefSeq, a predicted model, not a curated record